AUGUCCGAAUAUUCCAUAGCACUAUUCGACACAACUGAGAGCGAGAGACUGAAUGUAAAGUCAUCAACCUUAAUUAGCGUUGCCGACAAUCUUGGCGAUUUAAUAUUUAAGAAGACAACUGUAAAUAUUGUUAUCAAAAAGAUGCAAUUAGUUGCGAUUUUUCUUGUUGUCAUAUCGCUGAGCUUUGGGAAGCUAGUGUGCUCAAUUCCAAUCAACACAGACUUUGUGUCACCAGAAGAACUUGAGGCUAUCAGAAACGGUCAAUUAAUGAAAAACAAAGUUCAGACAAAUAUUCCAACACAAAAUCGCAUUCAGAAACCGAUAAAUAUUCAAAGACCUGCGACAAUUCCAUCGGCAAGUCUAGUUCAACAGCAAAAACCUUACUCGGUGAACAAUGAUGAUCGACCAAUUUGGGGGUCAACUUCAAUUAGUUCUGCGAAUGCACAAUCGCAAGCUACGAAUAAGCAUGGCGGACAAGAGCAAACAGCUGGAGCCAAUUCAUACAACAACGAAGUAAACAAUGAACAUGGGAAUUUCCACAACUCGGGAGCGUCAUCAAUUGGAAGUAAUAUUGCUGAAAAUGGAAAAAAGGGUCAAUUAUCAGCAGCAAAUGUACAAAAGACUUCAUCACAUACUGUCGAUGGGUUUUCAGAACAAGAAACAUCUCAAAGUCAGUCUGCAAAUUUUGAUCAACAUACAAAUUCACUUCAAGCAUCUGACGCAAAUACUAAGUUUAAAAUUACAAAGGAUAAGACUGGAGAGAAAAAAGAAAUUAGCAGUGGAUCAUCAGCGACGAAUCAAAAUGCAUUUGGAUCUGGAAAUAGCAAAGCAAAUACAAACGUCGUUGAGUAUAAUCAAAACGGCGUCAAGGGCACAAAAACAGAUUCAGUUGCGCAAGCUAUACAAAUUAACAAAGACGGUUCAACGUCGAACACUCAUUCACAUUCGGGAACGAAUGUUUAUAAAGCACCUGAUGGGACAGAAGUUAAAGAAUCGAAAGCAGGUUCUAGUAGUGCAACUCAUGGACAAACUGGCAGCAGUGGUUCAUCAACAAAUUGCGGUACGUCUGGAGGUACUUCAAGUGGAAAUGGCUUUACCUCAUCUUUCUCUUCAUCAAGUUCUUCAUCUUUCACAAAUACAAAUGGACAAACGUUCAGUCAAACUGGAUGUGAUUCCGGUUCAAAAACCGCAACAGCACCACAUGGCCCACUUCCUAUUCAAUUUGGACCGCCAGUCUUUCAACCAUUUCCAAUUCAAUAUAAUCCAUUUUUUCCAAAUGCUGCUGGUUAAAAUCUAACAUACAUAUGUGAAUGAACUCUGACAGAUUUUUUAUUGCAAAACUCAACACGACAAAAAAAAGUUCAAUAAAAAAAUAAUGAAAACAUUGACGUUAAAUCGUCAUUUUAUUUAAGUUAUUGUUGUGAAUGCUUCAUUAUGAAAAAGCGUAAUAUUUCGGAAGCUAAAUUUUAAGUCUUUUAGUGUCAACGUUUAGUCAAAGUUUUAAUGUGUUUGAGACGACACAACAUUAUUAAAAUAAAUAUACUGGCGACGUUCAUACUUAUGUGGGCUCGGCUUGUAUAAAAACCUUUUUUUUUUCUUUCUUUAAUUUACGAGUGAAGAAUAAAAUUCAACACUUCUUAGUCGUGAUUAAGCAGCGUAAGUUAGCGUGUGAUAGAUUUAUCUUCUCUCAACCUGUUAAACGUGUAAUGAGGCUUUUGUUUACUCUAACAAUAAUCGAUUGGUUGUUGAGUUCAACCGAGAUUUUGUGUCAAGCUGCCCCAUACAAGCAAUUAAACAACUUAUGGAAACACAGUGGAAGAAGAAACUCACUGGGAAUUUCCAGACACACAAGAAAAGAUAUUCAACGCAAUGAACUUGAUCGUGACACUGGGGCAGUUGUGUUUGAUGGCCCAACAAACGCACGUUCUGAUGGUCCGAUUCAUUUUCCAAAUGAUGAUGAUUACAUUGAUUUAAGUGCUAUAUUUACUCCAUCUAAGAAAAAUAAGGGCAAUAAUAAUAUGUUAACGAUGACAAUUCUUGGAACUUUUGCAAACUGCGGAGUGCUUUCCAACAGUUUCGGUUCUACAAUGGGAUCGGCUAAUUCAGGUUUAUAUACAUUUCCCAAUGGUACCCAAGUGUCAUAUUCUAACUGUUCAGUUAUUCAGACAAUCGAUAAUAAUCGCUGACAUAAGGGUAAACGAAGGCGAAACAGGAAAAACUCUCGCAAACGUCCUUACUUACAUUUAAUUGAAGAUUUUCAUAAAAGAGCGAAAAAGAUUUAUGACAAAUUUUUCUCUUAAUUUUAAAAGAAAUUUGUAGUAUGAAUUUGUUUCUCAAGAUUUAUUUUGUUUUGAUAGCUUUUCUUAUUUGAAACACCAUUAAAUAUGUAAUUACAUAAACUUUUAAUAAGCCCCAAAAACAUUACCACCUGACCGUGGUUAAACUUACCCACAUUAGAAACGAGUUCUCAAAAAAUAUUAAA
This is a messenger RNA of Clunio marinus, 2482 nucleotides long. The record is from the annotation of a GenBank genome assembly. Lineage: Eukaryota; Metazoa; Arthropoda; Insecta; Diptera; Chironomidae.